ACAAAACACUGUACAAAACAAGAACAAGAAAGAGCCCGCGAAGAGGGAAGAGAAAUGGUGGAAGAGAUCGUCGGCGACGUCCCAUGUUCUUCCCUUGCCGUCGAUACAAUUCUUCGCGUCGGCACGUCCGGUAUGAUAUGGGGGAUAUGCGCCGGUCCUUACGAUGCCAAUAAGCUAGGUCUGACUGGAUUUUCUCGAGUUUCUUUCGUGGGCAAAACAGUUGGCAAAUUCGGCUUCCAAUGCGGACUUUUUGCUGGAAUUUUUUCUACAACCCGCUGUGGGAUUCAAACAUAUAGGAGGAAAAAUGAUUGGGUCAAUGCCCUAAUAGCAGGAGCUGUAGCUGGAGCAGCUAUUGGAGCAGGGACUCGUAAUUGGAGACAGGUUGCUGGAAUGGCUGGUCUAGGUUCUGCUAUUUGUGCUGCUGUUCAUCACACCUCAACAGAUUGAAGUGGCUUUGUUCCAAAUCUUUACCAACUAAUUUCAUCCUAACAUUUGAAAGGCAGAAUUCUUUCGAUGCGGACUUGCUUGUUAACCAUUGGCGCAGUCGAGUAGUAAAUUUUGAUAUUGGCAAGUGGGUUUUUGCUGCACCCCUUUAUAAUCAGUUUUGCAGAUGAUGGAUUGUAUUCAAUCUAACCUAAAUCUUCUUUUCUUUUUAACUUUUGAUCUGCUAGGUAGCAGUUUAUAGAGAUUAGUUAGACACUAUGAGCCUAUUGGGAUAAUGAUUCAUAUUAUAUCAUUGGUUUUGAGAU
Molecule: messenger RNA, 749 nt
Organism: Impatiens glandulifera
Lineage: Eukaryota; Viridiplantae; Streptophyta; Magnoliopsida; Ericales; Balsaminaceae
Product: outer envelope pore protein 16-4, chloroplastic
Exons: 6
Coding region: 55-447 (130 amino acids)
Biological process (GO): protein insertion into mitochondrial inner membrane
Cellular component (GO): TIM22 mitochondrial import inner membrane insertion complex
Molecular function (GO): transmembrane protein transporter activity
Source: RefSeq, a predicted model, not a curated record